AUGAGCGACAACGGAAGGCCUUCUACUGAGUUCGUUACCCCUAGCAGCAACUUCGGAAGGCCUUCUACUGGGUUUGUUACUCCCAGCAGCAACUUCGGAAGGCCUUCUACUGGGUUUGUUACCCCCAGCAGCAACUUCGGAAGGCCUUCUACUGGGUUUGUUACCCCCAGCAGCAACUUCGGAAGGCCUUCUACUGGGUUCUUUACCCCCAUCACCGACUUUGGAAGACGUUCUAUUGAGUUCGUUACCCCUAGCAGCGCUUCUGCUGGUUCUCCUGCCCCACGCCCAUAUGAGUUGGACUGGGGUGAGAUACGUACCCGCCUCGACAUGCAGAAGAACCAGAUACAGGAUACCAUGUGCUUGGAUGAGUGCAAAAACAGGGUGAUACAAGCCGAGAUAGGUAUGCUCGAGGAGGUGGGGAGGGGCAUGGGGAAGUGA
Molecule: messenger RNA, 438 nt
Organism: Closterium sp. Yama58-4
Lineage: Eukaryota; Viridiplantae; Streptophyta; Zygnematophyceae; Desmidiales; Closteriaceae
Source: the annotation of a GenBank genome assembly